This is a messenger RNA of Anoplopoma fimbria (sablefish), 5066 nucleotides long. RefSeq names its product pleckstrin homology domain-containing family G member 3. Gene Ontology annotation, molecular function: guanyl-nucleotide exchange factor activity. The transcript is spliced from 19 exons. The coding region runs from base 33 to 4274 and encodes 1413 amino acids. Lineage: Eukaryota; Metazoa; Chordata; Actinopteri; Perciformes; Anoplopomatidae. The record is from RefSeq and is a predicted model, not a curated record.
GUUGGAGAAUUCGCUCCAGAGGCCUGAGUGCCAUGCCAGAGGGGUCCCACUCUGCUCUCCACCAGGGCCCAAUGGGGGAAGAAUCUCCUCAGUUGUCUUCGCCCCUCUCCACCAGUGAACAUGACGUGGCAAAAAAUGACUUGGGCCCAGACUACAGCCGGCUAUGUGUGGAGCCACUGGACGAAGAGGGUGAACGUCCAGUGAGCCUGGUGUCCACCCUGUCCUCUGGUUCAUCCCGCGAUAGUCGCAGCCUCUUUGGAAGCACCGUAGCCCUUCCUUCCUCCAUCACCCCACCUAUGCAGAGCGAGGAGGACAUAGACCUUGAGCUGAGCCCGGCCGAGAGCACUGGAGAGCGGCCAGCGGACCGGAGUCCCACCCUCACAUCCUCCAGGGGCCGCUGGCAGGAACAGCGGGAGCCCAGGGUGAUCAGCAACCAGUGGAACAACAACAACGCCACCUCCAACAGGAAGGCAAGUGGGGAAAUACCUCACAUCUUCGCCUCGCCUGUCGUUACACACGCCAUGGCGCCCAACCCAAAGCUGACCUAUUUGGAUCGUGUUGUCAUGGAGAUCAAUGAGACGGAGCGCAUGUACGUCAAGGACCUGCGCAGCAUCGUGGAGGACUACUUGGCUCACAUUAUCGAUAUGGGCGACCUUCCCAUACAGCCAGAGCAAGUGUGUGCUCUGUUUGGGAACAUAGAGGACAUAUAUGAGUUCAACAGCGAGCUGCUGCAGUCCUUAGACAUGUGUGAGAAUGAUCCUGUGGCUAUUGCUCGAUGCUUUGUAGAUAAGAGUGAAAACUUUGAAAUAUACACCCAGUAUUGCACCAACUAUCCCAACUCAGUGGCAGCACUGACCGACUGCAUGAGGAGUAAAACUUUGGCCACGUUCUUCAGGGAUCGACAGGCGGCUCUGAAGCGCUCCCUCCCUUUGGGCUCCUAUCUGCUAAAGCCGGUCCAGAGGAUACUGAAGUAUCAUCUGCUGCUUCAGGAAAUUGCGAAGCACUUUGACUCGGACGAGGAGGGCUAUGAAGUCAUUCAGGAGGCCAUAGACACCAUGACGGGCGUGGCCUGGUACAUCAACGAUAUGAAGAGGAAACAUGAACAUGCUGUCAGAGUGCAGGAGAUACAGUCACUUCUGAUCAACUGGAAGGGUCCUGACCUGACCACCUAUGGAGAGCUGGUGCUGGAGGGCACCUUUCAUGUCCUGCGGGCGAAGAACACCCGUACACUCUUUCUCUUCGACAGGAUGCUUCUCAUUACCAAGAAAAGAGGGGAACACUACGUCUACAAGAUCCACAUCUCAUGCUCCACCCUAAUGCUACUUGACAGUGCCAAGGAUCCCCUGCUCUUCAGUGUUAUCCAUUUUAAGCAUCCCAAGCAACCCCAUACAGUGCAGGCCAAGUCAGUAGAAGAGAAGCGUCUCUGGUUCCAUCACAUUAAGAGGCUCAUUCUUGAGAACCACAACACCAUCGUGCCACAGAAGGGAAAAGAAGCCACCCUGGACAAUUCUAUCUAUCCAGGGAAGUACCACUAUAGUCCUGAGAGGCUGAAGAAAGCAGAGUCCUACCAAGCGGACGACUUCCAUCUUGGAGGGCGGCAUGGGAGAAGGAGAUCAGAGCCUGCAAAACAAAUCAUAUGGAGCACAAAAGCUGUUUUGAAGCAUGCAGACAGUGAGGGUUCACUGCUGGGGGAGAGUCGUUCCCUUCAGCCAGCCACUAGUGUCAGUACGCUGGCCUCCAGUCUAAGCGAGUCUCAGGCUGAGAGGCCAUGUGCUGAGGAUCUAAUUCCCAGAAGCGACUCUCUGGAGCAGCUAAGUCCUUCUGACAGUGACCCGAAACUGGGUUCUCCACCCAGUGAGGGGGGGCUGACGCUGGAGAAGGCAGAAGAAGCAAAGGAAGAGGAGGAGGGGGAGAGUUAUAAGGAAGAUAUACUGAUGGGAGACGACCAGGUAGCCGACUUUGCCAGCUCAGUGCUGGCAGCCAUCUCCUGCUGGCACUAUAGAGCCAGGGCUUUGCUUUCUACUCACUACACAACGGAUGAUCAAAUUGGAGAUACGGCUGAACUGAAAACCACACCAACAGAGGAAGUAACGACUCACAGGCAGGAGGGAAACCAUCUGUAUGUGGCUGUGAAAGAAACUCUUGCCACACAGGUCAGUGUGGAGGAGCUAUGCCGUCUAGACUGUGUCCCUCAAGCAAGAAAAAGUCCUCAGCUAGAUGUGCAUAACUCCCAGUGCCCUGAGUCUCCGGUCUACCCUUUGCAACAAGGAGCCGACACGCCAGAAGCUCAGGAUAACUCAAGAGAAACAGCAGACGAAGAGGAAGGGGAGAGCGAUUCCUCUGUUCUCCAAGUGGAGGAGACGAGUGUACUGACAAAUGGGGAACUCUCAGAGGAAGACGAAGAGGGGCUGUCAGACAAUAAAAGCAUCCUACCUUCCUCUGUGCUGGACCAGGCAAGUGUGAUAGCUGAGCGCUUCAUCAGCAGCCUGUCGAGACGGAGCAGUCUGGUUUCAGAGGACUUGGGGUCCCUCGCGUGCCCCUCACCCUCAAUAGAUAAUGACAUUUUCAAAAGCCCCUCAGCUUGCAUGGAUUUAGAGCAACAGACUCAAAUGUUGGCCAGCUCUUCCCCAGAGCCACAGGUGAUCUCCGAGGAUGAUCUGUCAACGCCUACACCCGAUCCCGCACUGAAUAGCCUCGUUGAAGAGGAACUCAGGUCGACUCUCUCUAAACAAGAUCGCCUCCUCAUCUGCAAGAUCAGAAGAUACUAUGAGCACGCUGAGCACGAAGAUGCUACCUUUAGCAUCAAGCGCAGGGAGAGUCUCUCCUAUAUCCCAGCAGGUCUGGUCCGGCACCUGAGCCGUCAGCUGAACACUAUUCCUCAGGAACAGGCCGUCCCAGUUCAUAAGAAAGACCUCUCUCGAAACCGCCCCACUUCCUGGUCAGUGUUUGACCUUCCUGGCUUGGAAAAGAGCCGAAACACUGACACUCAUCAAAAGACCCAAUCACAGAGACCAGCGGAAGCUAAGGCUAGAUCCCAGAGCAUCACAGAUGCCUCUACAACAGAGGAAGAGUUCAGACCCUCAUCAGACAUGGUCAAGGUUUGGCAAGACAUGGAAAUGGAGGAGGAGAGACAGGAAGUCCUGCAGAUAACAGAGGAGCAACCUAAUGACUUAAAAUUAGAAACAACAUUGGAUGACAGCUCAGCCACUUCAGAUGUUGAAACCAGUAAGCAACCACCUCCUAUUUUAGAGACGUCUGAAACUGCCACAACCUCAGAUAGAUCCUCCAUCUCAUCCCCCACCACAACUUUUCCAGCAGUGGAGGGGGGAUCCUGUCAGGACUCAACGUCUCAAGACAAGAGCCACAUCAACAAUGGCCAACUACCCAAGAUCAUUAGCUUCCGAACAAGUAUGGAUGAGGACCAGAUCCUACAAGACAUGGGGAAGAUGAAGAGCAAGGUGUUUCAGCUGGCACGUCAGUACAGUCAGCGCAUCAAAAGUAACAGGCCAAUGGUCUGGCCGAGGAACCGAGAAAAAGCAAAUCAACAGAGCUUCAAGAGUUUGCCUGCUGUCCGUGAGGAGAAGAUGCAAUUUAGGAAAAAGGGUAAACCCAGCCUGAGGUUGCCCUUGAACACUUGCGAUCAGUCAGUUGUCCAUGAAGAGCGUUCGCCAAGCCCGGUCCAGACCCCCAGCUCUGGAUCCAGCACCCAGAGCACAGUAACCAGCCCACGAAGCGCAACCUCAGAGACGGUGACCUUCCACUGGCCUGCCGUACAGGAACUGCGCACCAAAUACAAAGAAACCUCCCACUCCUCUAAAGUAACCGGCAGCUGCACAGGCCCAAACGCCAUGCUGGAGUGCUGUACAAAUAGGUGUAAUGGGUGCUCACACAAGUACAAUAGCUCCUCUGACAUUCACAAAGCUCUGACAAGGUCAGAGUCUGAAACAGCACACAAAGAAAGGUGUCUUGUGGUAGAGGACUGGGUCCAGCCCCAGCUUCAGCCCCUGCUGUGCAGGUGGAGCUCCUUGGACCACAUGGUUGGGUCUCUUCCCCUCCAUGAAGUACAGAACUUUCAGGAACCUGUGAGGACCUGCUUCACAACAAGUCAGGUGUCUCUGAUAACAACAAAAACUGUCAAUGAAGGGGACAACGUCCUCCAGGAGGAACUAGACUGUACCACAAAGACUGCUGCCCCGGUUUCAGGGAAAAUUACUGAAACUAAUCUUGUGAAAAGCUUACGAGAAAAGUUCCAGAGCUUAACCACAAGCUCAUGAACAUGUGAUUUAUGUAAAUUUUUUAUUUUAUCAGGGACUAUCACGUGGAAACCAGUUAACUGAUGCUUCUCAGCAUCCUCCUUUCCCCCCAAAAGAAUGCAACUUGUUGUCUGCACAUUUUUUUCAGUAUAGGGUACACGGUGAUGUUUUCUGCACCAGUCAAACAUAAAGGGAUAUUAUUGUUCAUUGGUGAGGGCCAUGAGGAGAAAGCAUAUUGUCUUUAAAAAGGUUUAUUGCAAUAUUUGUACAUUAGUAUUUGUCUGCACUGUACAAUACAAGUUUUUUGUUUUUAAGAAUUGUAUAUAGUCCCCUGUAAUUGAGGAUUAUGUUCUACUUUAAUAUUAUUUGCAUCAAUUUGGUUCCCACCCACUCUUGGUAAUUCUUGCGCUAACCACUACAGAACUAUUAUCAUUAAACAUGUAAACUGUCAGCUAGCAUUUCAGGGGAAAGCAAGAAGGAGUUAGAGUCUCAUUGAUGAGAGAUCUCUGUUGUUGCCAAAGUCUCUAACCGUACACCAAAGAGGGUUUGCUUUUAACCUUUGUUGACUUUAAUGCAUGUGUUCACAACAGUAAUUUGCUUCCAUGUUUAUGUAAUGUUUUCACAAACUAUCACUGGAGCUUUUCAAUAAGCUGUAUAUAGCUGUAUUAUUUAUGAAACUGUAUAUUUGGGAGAGAUUGGCCUCAUGUAAAUACUGACCCGUAGCAGCCCUUUUUACUUUUCCAUUCCAGAACACAUGUUAUAUCAUACUUGAAGAUUCCAAUAUUUUCAAUAAAUACAGAACUGGUUAAUGUC